AUGAAGAAAUUGUCGGUGCCGCUGCUGCAGCGGCAAGCUCGAGGCUAUGUUGCCCAAUCUGCAAUGAAGACAUGGUUAGAGGCAUUUUCUAUGACCCUGCUCCAACUUAAUCGUCAUCUAGACGAUAAUCAUAAAAAUCUGGAAGAGGUCAAACAAGAUGAAGUAAAAGAUUGGUUCGAGAAACAAAUGGCAAAGGCAAAACGCUUCCAACCUCUCGCUGUACUGAACCAGAAAUUCAAAGGUCUAGAUGUCUUUGAGUCAAAUAAUGGUCCCAAAUCUCCGGAGAUCAGACCCGUCAUGUCGAACCCAGAGCCUGUACAGCAAGAGCCUGACGAUGUCAUUACGAAGACGCAUUGGCAACGGCGCGGCCCAGAUGACAAGUGUAGCGAACCAGCAUGCGGGAAAAGGCUCACAGCCGUCAAUGGCAACGUGAACUGCCGGCAUUGUGGCAAGCUGUUCUGUGAAGAGCAUACGAUGUAUCAAAUGAAGCUUUCUCGCUCAGCUCAGCACGAGCCUGUCCGAGGUCUUUGGAGUCGUGUCUGCGAGACUUGCUACAAGUCCAGGGAAGGGUACAGCGACCGCCAUGGAUUAGAGCAAGACGUCACCAAUGAUUUCGCGCAGCUACGAAAGCAAACCCUUGACAAGUCUCUACUAGAAAUAUCAAGACUGGAGACUCGUCUCUCCAAACUCACGCAGCUGCUUGUGAGUGCACCAUCGGAUCAAAGUUUGACCUCAUUGAAUAGCCUCUGGCCGUUAGCAAGCCCAAAGGCUCAACGAAAACAAUUGGAGCAGUCUAUAAUCGAUUGGGAAGACGAUGCAAAGGUAGCAAGAUGCCCUUUUUGCCAACAGGAAUUCUCUUCAUAUACCUUUCGACGACAUCAUUGCCGAUUAUGUGGUCGGAUUGUUUGUGCAGACGUAACCACUGGUUGUUCUCAAGAAGUGCCUCUCAACGUAGCUACAGUGACUGAUAUUUUGACAGAAAAGGCUGCCAAAGAGGUAGCUAUUGACAUUCGAAUGUGUAAAGACUGCCGGCAUACAGUCUUCAGCAAAGCCGAUUUUGCAGCGUCGAAAUCACAUAAGCCUCCUGAUGUCAAAGCUCACGAAAACCUAUUGCAAUUUGAGCAGGGAAUCCGCAUGAUGUUACCAAAAUUUCAGCGGCUACUGCUCAUUCUACAGGAUCCGGAUAAGCCACCUUCUUCCACUCAGCUUGCUGAAGCAUCUAGGACCCGCAAGCGGCUCGUUGACGCAUUUGGGCAUUACAGCACCGCUGCUAGGCGUGUGCGUGAUAUGCCGACAACUUCACCCACGCAGCAGAAAUUACAGCAAGCAAUUUAUCAGCAAAGCUAUAACUUCCUUCAGAUUCACAUGUUGCCCCUCAAAGCGCUCCCAAGGAUACUGAAACAUGCCACUACGCAUGGUCAAAACUCGAAUGCAAAUGGCAAGCCUACGGGUGCUCUUUCAUCCAUCAAGUACAACGAUAUCGACAAUGCAUCGCAGAUCAGUAGCAGCAGCGCCGUCUCGGCUCUCGAGGCCGAAGAGAAGACCUUGCGAGAGACUCUGAUCGUGCUUGAGGAACAAUUGUUUAUGGUAAAGGAGCAAAUGCAAGGUGCAAAUAAGCGCAGAAAGUUCGACGAAGCUGCUAGCCUAGCCAAGAAUGUAGAGGACUUGAGCUCUGAGAUUGACCGAGUACAAGGCCAGCUGGCGCAGCUGGAUUUUGCGGGCGCGUAUGGUGCCCCUUCUCCUCUAAUCGAUUCGGUGUAG
This is a messenger RNA of Bacidia gigantensis, 1761 nucleotides long. RefSeq lists its product as uncharacterized. NCBI's taxonomy places the organism in Eukaryota, Fungi, Ascomycota, Lecanoromycetes, Lecanorales, Ramalinaceae. Gene Ontology annotation, molecular function: metal ion binding. The transcript has 4 exons. The record is from RefSeq and is a predicted model, not a curated record. The coding region runs from base 1 to 1761 and encodes 586 amino acids.